CAGUGUGUGUGACGUGCGUGUUUUAUCAAAUAAUCAUAAUAUCACUUCAUGCCUGUAAUCUUGCGCGCGCGCUCCCUCGGCCACACACUUGCUGCCACUGCGCCUUCUCUCGUUCUCUCCUCCUCCUCUUUUUUUCAUUCCACCCGAGCUUUCGGAGUCGCUGCUUGUACUUACUGACAAACACUAUACCAUCAGAGAGGCAAAUCGUCAAAAUGCUGCCGCGUUUUCUCAGGCCGACCAUCACCAUCGCCACCCAGAAUGGCGCCAAGCAGCUGUCCACUAGCUCCCAGCGUAAUGCCAAAGUGGCCGUCAUGGGUGCCAGUGGUGGCAUUGGCCAGCCACUGUCCCUCUUGCUCAAGCAAUCGCCACUCGUCACCGAAUUGUCGCUCUACGACGUUGUAAAUACACCUGGUGUAGCUGCUGAUCUGUCCCACAUCAACACUGCCUCCAAAGUCACAGGGUUCACCGGACCAGAUGAGCUCAAGCAGUCGUUGAAGGGAGUUCAAGUCGUUGUCAUUCCUGCUGGUGUGCCUCGUAAACCGGGUAUGAGCCGCGAUGACCUUUUCAAUACAAACGCAUCGAUCGUGCGCGAUCUCGCCCAGGCUGUUGCUGAAGUUGCGCCAAAAGCUUUCGUGGCCAUCAUCUCGAACCCUGUAAAUAGUACCGUACCAAUUGCCAGUGAAGUAUUCCAGAAGGCCGGUGUAUACGACCCCAAUAGAAUUUUCGGAGUUACCACUCUUGACAUUGUUAGGGCAAACGCCUUUAUUGGAGAGGCUAAGGGAUUGGAUCCCCAAAAAGUUAGUGUACCUGUUAUCGGAGGACACAGUGGUAUUACCAUUAUUCCACUGAUAUCCCAAGCUACCCCAUCAGUAUCGUUCCCGCAAGACCAGCUCAAGGCCCUCACCGAGAGGAUCCAGGAGGCUGGCACGGAGGUAGUCAAGGCCAAGGCUGGUACUGGCUCGGCUACUCUCUCCAUGGCCUAUGCAGGCGCCCGAUUUGCCUUCUCCCUCAUCAGAGCACUAAACGGCGAGUCGAACGUCGUCGAAUGCUCUUACGUUAGGUCCAACGUCACCGAAGCCAAAUACUUUUCCACCCCCGUUGUGCUGGGCAAAAACGGAGUUGAAAAGAACCUUGGCCUCGGCAAGCUCAGUGACUUUGAGUCGAAACUCCUCGCUGCAGCUAUUCCCGAACUCAAGAAGAACAUCCAAAAAGGCGAGGAUUUCAUUAACAAGAAGUAAAUUAGAACCAUUAACGAAUGACCGAGAGGAAAAAAAAAAAAAAAAAAAAAAACCCGUAAUACGAAGCUGUUAGAUUGAUUUUUUUCAAUCCAGGAACUUUAUUGUUGACGCGAAUUGCAGCAUUUACAUGUCAAUAGUGCGAUCGAGAAUCAUGUAAUAUCUUGUAUUAUAAAGUCGAUUGAUCAUAAGAAAAAGAAGAAAAAAAAAAAUUCGCUAGACGAGUUUUUCACAUUGGCCGAUAUUUAUAAUCAUCAUUGUAAGCCCUUGUUAAAUAAAAACCAGUUAGUUAAAUAAA
This is a messenger RNA of Copidosoma floridanum, 1533 nucleotides long. It is a transcript of the gene Mdh2, whose product is annotated as malate dehydrogenase 2. Gene Ontology annotation, cellular component: mitochondrion; cytoplasm. Gene Ontology annotation, biological process: malate metabolic process; tricarboxylic acid cycle. Lineage: Eukaryota; Metazoa; Arthropoda; Insecta; Hymenoptera; Encyrtidae. The record is from RefSeq and is a predicted model, not a curated record. Gene Ontology annotation, molecular function: L-malate dehydrogenase (NAD+) activity.